This is a messenger RNA of Dichomitus squalens LYAD-421 SS1, 450 nucleotides long. RefSeq lists its product as uncharacterized. The record is from RefSeq and is a predicted model, not a curated record. NCBI's taxonomy places the organism in Eukaryota, Fungi, Basidiomycota, Agaricomycetes, Polyporales, Polyporaceae. The coding region runs from base 1 to 450 and encodes 149 amino acids. The transcript has a single exon.
AUGUUCCUCCAAAUUCCUGCGAAAGGCGACGCAAAGGCUUCUGUUCAGCCGGCUGUCACUUACUACUGGACGUGGCAUCGUCGACUUGGACAUCCCUCCAAAGAAGCUAUUUCGCGUCUGCCUGCGAACUCUAAAGGUGUUGAUCAUAUCGAUCCUCCGCCUGCUAACGCGCCUGUCUGUGAAGGCUGCGAGUGGGGCAAGUCUCAUCGACUACCGUUUCCUCCCUCUGAGAAGCGUGCCACCGUCCCUUGCAAACUCAUUCAUACUGAUGAGGACGGACCCAUGGGUACGGAAUCGAUCAACCGACACAACCUUCAUUAUGUCUCGUUUCUUGAUGACUGUUCUGGUGUUGGGCGCACGUACUUUCUUCGCCACAGGAACCAGGCCCAUCAAGCCUUUCACGAAUUCAAGGCUUGGGCUGAGACCAGUACUGUUACGCUGAAGUACUAA